GUCCUCUUCCUCCCUCGCCGCCGUCCGACUCACUGUCGCGCACCAGCAGCUCUGCGAAUAUUGCUUGUUGUAGAAUUUAGUGCGCUCUAGAUCACGAUGGGUGGCGCAGGAUGGCUCUUCCUCUUCUCGGUCCUCAUGGCCGCUGGACUCUUGUUUACCAUGGUCUUCUUCAUCAUCAUGUUCUCCGACCUCGAGUGCGAUUACAUCAACCCGAUAGACCUCUGUAAUAAGCUCAACCAGUUCGUCCUUCCCGAGAACAUCGCGCACGCGUUCCUCUCCCUGCUCUUCCUUCUGUCCGGCCAAUGGAUAGCGUUCCUCCUCAACGCACCCCUGCUCGCGUACAAUAUAAACAAGAUACGGGGCGGCAACCACAUGUACGACGCGACCGAGAUCUUCCGCACGCUCCCGAACCACAAGAAGGAGAGCUUCUUCAAGCUCGGGUUCUACCUCCUCAGCUUCUUCUACUACCUCUACCGGAUGAUCCUCGCGCUCAUCCAGGAGAGCGAGUGAGCGCCGGCACGCGUCACGCCACGUCUCUGCCACGAUUCACGCUUAUCACGACCUGUCGACGACUGCGCGGGGUGGGGGAAGGUGCUGCUGGUGCCGGCUGGUGCGGCGGAGGCGAGAGUAGGAGGGCACGGGGUGUACGAAAAUGGCGGAGAAGAGAGCGCGGGACGGGACGCUUGCACGCCCACUGAUCUAAUCUACGCGUACGUAGCUGCCAACGAUGCUUGUUUUCUUCUUUUCUCUAUCUCUCUUUGCGCUGACGGCGCGUGCGCUGUGUGUACUGCACUGGUAUUUCGCUGAUGAGGGGAGGGGUCUACACACAGCACCACAGCGUGUAACGUAACAUCUUCGCGAGCAAAGGUUUAUGUGGCAAUAGGACGCAUGUACACAGCAAUGGAUCUACG
Trametes versicolor FP-101664 SS1 is the source of this 911-nucleotide messenger RNA. Its product is annotated as cornichon. Gene Ontology annotation, biological process: endoplasmic reticulum to Golgi vesicle-mediated transport. Lineage: Eukaryota; Fungi; Basidiomycota; Agaricomycetes; Polyporales; Polyporaceae. The record is from RefSeq and is a predicted model, not a curated record. The transcript has 6 exons. Bases 97 to 510 code for a protein of 137 amino acids. Gene Ontology annotation, cellular component: endoplasmic reticulum membrane; COPII-coated ER to Golgi transport vesicle.